Molecule: messenger RNA, 1080 nt
Organism: Hyaloperonospora brassicae
Lineage: Eukaryota; Oomycota; Peronosporomycetes; Peronosporales; Peronosporaceae
Source: the annotation of a GenBank genome assembly
AUGACCCAUCGGUGGUCGAUCCUGCAGGAACUCCUGAUCUUAUGCCUACUCGCCAGUCCCUCUGCGGUCCUUCGCCCGACCGAAGCGAUACCGACAGCAAUUGCCGCUCCCUCGGCGUCUUCCGAGUGCUGCGGCACGUGCAUUGGCAAGUCGUCCAACGCCGUGUACAGCUACGACCCCGUGGUCUUUGACCAGUGCACGGGCGUCGACAAUGGCGUGUGCUGCUUCGAGUGCGGCAACUUGGGCGACCCCAUGUACGGCGACACAGUGUCGUACGCCACGGACGGCGUCACGGCAGUGGUCCCCGUGGGGAGCUACAUCUCGUUCACGUGGAGCGGCGUCGAGAACGUGACGUACGUGUCGCUCAAGACGGGGCAGAAGAAGACCGUGACGCCGACCGUGUCGGACGCGCAGGCGACCGUCAAGUCGGACACGUUCCUGAUCUGCGCCCGGUCGGCCGGCACGAUAUACUUUCGCGGGUGGGGCAGCGACACGUGUCGCGAGGCGUCGCCCGAGCACUCGAUCACAGUCGAAGCCAGUGGGGAGAAGGACAGCGGCGCCACGUGCGACGCGAAGGACGUGCAGGUGACUGCCCCCUCGAGUGCGAGCGACUCGAGUUCCGGGUCGGGGUCUGAAACAGGCGAUGCGACGGUCACGAGCUGCAACGUGCAGCGCGCGAGUUGGCAAACAGUACACGGCGUUCGCAAGUGCGUGUGCGUGUCGGACUGGACAAACCCACCCGAGUGCGACCGCUGGCCGCUCUGGAAGUGGCUCGUGACCAUCGGUGGCGCUGUGGCGACGUUGUUUUCCAUUGGUAUCUCCGUGCGAGCGUAUGUGCAAAGCCGGAAGCGAAAGCACGAGAAAGAGGGCGAGAAGUUGCAAGAUGACUCGGUCCGGACGAAUUACGGAGACGCGUACCAAGAGAACUUGGCUCCCAUGGGUACAAAGAGCGAUCUCAACCCAAUGGAUUACCGACUACAGAGUGAGUAUCAUAAUGCGGCAGCAAUGGCUCCAUCGAAAGAUGUCGAGCGUACACCUGGAGGGACGAGGAAACCGGAUGAACGGUUGUUUUCACUCUAG